Messenger RNA from Ilex paraguariensis (yerba mate), 648 nucleotides. The record is from the annotation of a GenBank genome assembly. Lineage: Eukaryota; Viridiplantae; Streptophyta; Magnoliopsida; Aquifoliales; Aquifoliaceae.
AUGAAGGAUAAGGGAGGUAGAGGCCGGAACAAGGGCUCAACCAUGGGAGUCGGCCUAGGCGUUAGGCGACGCCCAGAGUGUGGUGGAGAACCGCGGUAUGGGUUUGCGCGACGUGUUGGCGACGCCGAUGAAAGGAUGGGUGGCGCCAACUCUAUGGGCGAUGCCCCCUGCAACAAAGAGAGCAGUGUUAUUGAUGGUGUCAAAGAGGCGAGGACGAGGGGUGAGGAGGAUGCCAAGCUUGGAGCGCUGGGAGGUGGCGCCAACGCGCCAGGCGACGACGACACUUCAUUGGGCGAAACCGAUAGGCCUGUGAAGGGUGACGCCAUUAAGCCUGGAGGAGGAGGAUGGCGUCUCAGCGCAGGAGGUACAGACAACGCUUCGAGGCAAAGAAUCAAUGGAGAUGGCGCCCAUGGUGGGUGGCAAUCAGCUGGCCACGUCAGUGGUCCACUAGGUAGCGCAAGACGUUUGAUGGGCGUCAGUGAUCUUAGCCUAGAUGGAGUCCAUGUUGCUUUUGGGGAUUCUAGGGAUGUCGAAGUGAUCAGGGAGGCUAGUGGUCCCGAUGGCACAUGCGAAGGCAAUGGAUACCAGGCAAUCGAUGCCAGCGGAGGCUUGGGCGACGCCAGUGAAGGCUCAAAAAUUUUUCAUUAA